CACUUGGCCCUUUCUCUCUCUCCGUCGGCGAUCCCUUCUCCGCCACCCGACCACCGCCACCUAACCUCCCGCCGGCGGGGCCCGCCUCCCCCGAUGGCCACGCCGCCGCAGUUCUCCGCGAAGCCCCGCUCAUGGCGGCGUCGUCGGCGGCGGCCGCGGCCAUGGACAUCAUCGAGCAGAUGCCGGACACCCCGCAGCGCCACGCCUCGCACCACCGCCGUGCCCACUCCGACACCACCUUCCGCCUCGACGACUUCCUCCUCUUCGACGCCUCCGACCUCGACCUCUCCGGCCUCGACCUCCCCUCCUCCUCCGCCGCCACCACCCCCACCCCGUCCCGCGGCGGCGGUGCUGUUCCUGGCGCUGCUUCUGCUGCUGCUGCUACUUCCAUGGCGGUGGACUCCGAGGACUCGUCCUCCAAGCCCUCGCCCCCGAUCAACCACUUCCGGAGCCUCUCCGUCGACUCCGACUUCUUCGACGGGCUGAGCUUGACCGGCGCCGGCGGUGGGGCCGGCGGCGACGAGAGAUUCGGCGCCAAGUCGGCUUCGGCGGCCUCCGAGAGGAGGGCGUUCCACAGGCACAGCAACUCGAUGGACGGAUCUUCGUCGGCGUCGUUCGAGCUCGACUCCUUGAUGAUGAGUGAUGCUGCGAAGAAGGCCAUGGCUCCCGACAGGUUGGCCGAGCUGGCCUUGAUUGAUCCUAAGAGGGCUAAAAGGAUUCUUGCGAACCGACAGUCUGCAGCACGUUCGAAGGAGAGGAAGAUACGAUACACAAAUGAGCUUGAGAGGAAGGUGCAGACACUUCAGACAGAAGCAACCACUCUCUCUGCUCAGGUCACGCUGCUACAGAGAGAUACUACUGGGUUGACGGCAGAAAAUAAGGAACUCAAACUGAGGUUACAGGCUAUGGAGCAACAAGCACAACUGCGAGAUGCUCUAAAUGAAGCACUGAAGGAGGAAGUCCAACGGCUUAAAAUAGCUGCAGGCCAGAUGCCAGCAGUCAACGGUGCUCCUUUUGGAGGGCCAAUCCCUCAAUUUUCUGCUCGCCAGCCACCAUUGCAUCAGUUUGGUGGUGGCCCGAACCGCCACCAGCAGCAGCAGCAGCAGCAGCAGCAUAUGCAGCAGUCUUCCACCAAUGGGCAGACUCGCAAUGGACAGCCCCACCCAAGCUUUUUAGACUUUAACCCUAGGAUUCAGUAACAUGUAACUUGUGAGAGAACCUUUUAGAUGGGUCUCGAUUAGUAGGCGAUGAAGUUUUAACAUAUACGGGUUUGGGUUUCUCAUAUUUAUGUAUAGGAUCAUGUAGUCAGUCGACGAUGCAGUUGGCGGUAUGUUCUUCAGCUGUUGUUACUGUAGGAGUAAACGGGUGGAAGGCGUGGUGAUAAUAUAGAGCACUUUAUAUUCGGGUCGAACCAUGAAUCAGCGGGCAAGAACCUCACCUAAUGUUGUGAUGAAUUAGCGAUUACGGUCUGUUUUAAAUGUCAUAGUUGUCGAUUAUGUUAA
This is a messenger RNA of Eucalyptus grandis, 1502 nucleotides long. Its product is annotated as transcription factor VIP1. The coding region runs from base 132 to 1199 and encodes 355 amino acids. Gene Ontology annotation, molecular function: DNA-binding transcription factor activity. The transcript is spliced from 4 exons. Gene Ontology annotation, cellular component: nucleus. Gene Ontology annotation, biological process: regulation of DNA-templated transcription. NCBI's taxonomy places the organism in Eukaryota, Viridiplantae, Streptophyta, Magnoliopsida, Myrtales, Myrtaceae. The record is from RefSeq and is a predicted model, not a curated record.